Molecule: messenger RNA, 1212 nt
Organism: Cryptomeria japonica (Japanese cedar)
Lineage: Eukaryota; Viridiplantae; Streptophyta; Pinopsida; Cupressales; Cupressaceae
Product: syntaxin-52
Exons: 6
Coding region: 164-871 (235 amino acids)
Biological process (GO): intracellular protein transport; vesicle fusion
Cellular component (GO): SNARE complex; endomembrane system; membrane
Molecular function (GO): SNARE binding; SNAP receptor activity
Source: RefSeq, a predicted model, not a curated record
GGUGUCACCCAGGGUCCACAUCAUUGCAUAUACCUAUUUCUGUCCGCGGUCUGUUUGAGGGCAUGGGUAUUCGUGUAGCAGCAGGAGGAAAGGCAAAAUAAAGAUACAGGCGUUAUUGGAGAAACACAGAGAGAGAGAGAGAGAGAGAGAGAGGAGAAUUGCGAUGGCGUCUUCGGGAGGAGGGGAGUCAUGGAUGAAGGAAAUGAAAGAGGCGUCGGCACUUGCUGAUGAUAUCAGUGCGAGAAUCGCAGAGCGGGCAUCGCUGCCGGCGGCGGGGCCGGAGACGCAGCGCCAUCUCUCUGCUAUCCGCCGCAAGAUCACCAUUCUGGCCACCAGGCUUGACACCCUGGAAUCCCUCCUCCACAAGCUUCCUUCCAAACAACCCUUAACUGAAAAAGAAUUACAUCGACGACAAGACAUGCUUGUCAAUCUUCGGUCAAGAGCGAAUCAGAUGGCUUCUACUUUGAAAAUGUCAACCUUUGCUAAAAGGGAUGAUUUGCUUGGCCAAGAUAGUAAACAGCUUUCAGAAAUAAAUAGAACCUCUGGACUGGACAAUUAUGGUCUUGUUGGACUGCAACGGCAAAUUAUGAAAGAACAAGAUGAGGGUCUUGAAAAACUGGAGGAGACUGUAAUAAGUACCAAGCAUAUCGCAUUGGCUGUGAAUGAAGAAUUGGACUUGCAGACUCAUCUUCUUGAUAGUUUAGAUCAAGAUGUUGAUGCAACAGGCUUCCGACUGCAGCGUGUACAACGUAGACUGGCUGUGCUGAGUAAGAAGGCAAAGAGCAGUUGCUCAUGUAUGUGCUUGCUUAUGAUGGUUAUUGCAAUUGUCGUCCUGGCUGUGGUGAUUUGGGCACUAAUUAAGUUCUUGUGACUUGGGGAACAGCUAAACGUGCUUGUUUGUCUCCUGACAAAGUGUGUAUAUUGUAAGCCAGGGGGAGAGUAUGUUUUUUUGCAAUUUUCUUGAACCUCGUGUGUAUGAUAAAGGUUGUCCCUUAUUUGGUCAACUGCUCGGUCUGUUUAUUGUAUUUAUAAAUUAUAAUUUGAGAGUCCUUUAGAAACUGAUUCUAUGAGAUUCUUACAUUUGACAAUGGCCCAUAAAGCCAGUUUGCUUGUGAAAUGUUUGUUCAUCAUUCUUGUUUCAACGGAUUAAACAUUUAAAAGAAUGCAUUGUCAUUUGGUAGUAUUACUAUUUAUAAAUGUGAUGCUUGAAGA